Anopheles cruzii is the source of this 441-nucleotide messenger RNA. Its product is annotated as zyxin-like. The coding region runs from base 1 to 441 and encodes 146 amino acids. The transcript has 2 exons. The record is from RefSeq and is a predicted model, not a curated record. Lineage: Eukaryota; Metazoa; Arthropoda; Insecta; Diptera; Culicidae.
AUGUUCGCCAAACUGUUCCUUGCUGUCGUCGGUAGUUUGGUCGCAGCAGCCUCCGCCAAGCCGCAUGUUCUAGCACCAGUCGGACCGGCUUUUGUAACGGCCCAGAGCUCCCAGGUGUUUGCCCGGACGUACAACGGAUUCGUUCCCUUCCCGGCCGCGGUGCCAGCUGCAGUGCCCGCGGCUAUUCCUGCUCCCGUGCCCGUCCCACUGCCCGCUCCGACGUUUUUCGUGCCCGCUCCACCGACCCACUUCUACUACCCACAUCCGGUGUUCUACAGUCCUCCGGCGGCGGUUCCGGUCCCAGCCGUUCCGGCCGUUCCCGCAGCACCAGCGGUAGUAGCUGCUGCGCCAGUUGCUAAGCUGGUUGCGCCAGUCGCGAAGGUAGCGAAACUGGUACGACCCUACCUCACGACGUUCCGUUACCGGUCGGUGGUUGCCUAA